This is a messenger RNA of Parathielavia appendiculata, 1467 nucleotides long. RefSeq lists its product as uncharacterized. Lineage: Eukaryota; Fungi; Ascomycota; Sordariomycetes; Sordariales; Chaetomiaceae. Gene Ontology annotation, biological process: DNA-templated transcription; regulation of DNA-templated transcription. The transcript has 2 exons. The record is from RefSeq and is a predicted model, not a curated record. Gene Ontology annotation, molecular function: DNA-binding transcription factor activity, RNA polymerase II-specific; DNA binding; zinc ion binding. The annotation marks the transcript as partial.
AUGGCGGAAACCAGUCCCAUCCCCCCAGAGUCCCCAUCGGCGGGCGACCAGUCCGAACGGCCGAGGAAAAGGCUCCGCAAAGGCACCAGGAGUUGCUGGGAGUGCAAGCGGCGAAAAGUCGGCUGCAUACUGGAAACCCCUACCAGUGCCGUCUGCAACGAUUGCAGGCGCCGUGGGACGGCCUGCGUGAGCCAAGAGUUCCCUGACCCCCCUGCGGGCACUGGCAGCAGACAGCGGGCGGUUGAGGAUAGGCUGGGCCGCUUGGAAGCCCUCAGGGAGCUAAUAGCAGUACCCUCCCCCAGGCCAAUCACUCCAAUCCCAGGCCCGGUGCCUACUUUGGCAUCUUCCAAGUACGACGAACUGUCCCAGAAACUUUCUGCUGCGUGGCCUAGCCAGCACGACCUCGAUGUGCUCCUGGACAUUCCGGACGGUACUAAAGGCUUCCACCUCUACAAAGGAGGCUGUCUGGCGUGUGAUGGCGUCGUACGGCCCCGUGGCAUCCUCCGGUUGCCACCGCCCGGUUCCCAUCCCGUUCUGGUCGCUCGCAAGCUUCUGCUCCUGAGCAUUUUCCUUCAGGGGGCAAUGUCCAGCCCGGCCCAGGAGGCCACGGGCGUGAAACCGGACUGGCACGCCAUCAUGGCGCGGGUAGUGGACGCCGCUAGGCUGGUAACGGCCAACGAUGAUCUCGCCGGCUCCGUCGAGGGGAUAGAAUGUCUCCUCAUGGAGAGCAUGUACCACGACGCCGUUGGGAAUCUCCACCGCGCGUUCUUGGCCAUACGCCGGGCAAUAACUAUGGCACAGAUGAUGGGACUACACCGAGGCAACAGGGCCCCCAACUCGAGCGAGAUCGACCCGCGACAGUUGUGGUUCCGCCUGACUCAGGCCGAUCGCUACAUCUCUCUCGUGCUGGGCCUGCCCCAGGGCUCGUGCGAUGAUGUCUUUGCCACGCCCAAGGCUCUCGAGGACUUCCCACCGCACGCGGCCGAGCGAAUGCGACGACUCGACGUCCUAGCAGCCGGGCUCAUCUUGCAGCGCAACGUGUCCGACAUGUACAACUCGGGUGUCACACGCGAGAUCGACAAGUUGCUUCGAAAGUCGGCUGCCGGGUUGCCGUCUCCGUGGUGGCGACCCGCCAACCUUGCCGUGUUCCGCUCUAGCCGCGACGCCCCGGGAGUUUUUGAGGAGGUAAUACGCCUAAUGGACCAGUUUGUCCACUAUCACCUGUUGGCGCAACUGCACUUACCAUACCUCCUCUGUUCCCCCGCGAACGCCAAGGACGACGACAACAAUCAGUCCAUGUACAGCAAGAUCACAGCCGCCAACGCCUGCCGCGAGCUUUUGACCCGCUUCGUAUCUUUUCACCAGGCCAGUCCAACCGCCCACUACUGCCGCGGCGUCGAUUUCCUGGCGUUCUUCGCCACGUCGACGCUGUGCCUCGCUCAUCUCGAGGCUUCCCGCCAGAGUCAA